AUGCUCACUGGCAGAGACGUGAGAAUACUCAGAUGGGCACUCAUCUUACUCUGUUUCUCUGGCGUUGUUGCCUUCAUUGCAUAUGCGACCCACACGACUUACAACGAGAUGUACAGCUCUCUGAUACCUCAAAAUGGAACAUCCUUCGCCAUCCCUCCUUUGGACAGUCGAAAUAUGGUUCCUGUUCCCGCGACGGCGGCGAUCGAUGCACGCUCUCUCAAAAAGAGCAAGCUUACUCCGAAAAUGAUAAUGUACAUCUCCGUGGCUGGUGUCGUAGCCCUUCUUUUCUUUGCGUCGAUCAUAUAUGGCCGCAAGGAUGAAAUAAUGGACUGGUUGAGAGGCCGGGGACCCCGUGCCCUAGCCCCAGCCCCAUCUCCAGUCCUCAUCAACUUGGAAGAUAUGACCGACGAAAUCAAGCGUGGGAGACGGAGGUCUGCCCCUGUGAUAUCAUUUUACGAAGAAGGGCAACAGCCCGAUCCUUGUUUACGAUACGGCGAGGAGCAAAUCGGAGAAGUGAGCCGAGCGAUCCCGCCCGCAUUCAUGAUUCGAGAGCUCAAGUUGCCGACCACCGUUCGCCCAUCGAGCGAUUCAGCAAAGUCGGCCCCGGCUGCUCUUCCCACUCAAGAGAUACCGAUUGAACGUGAGGACCUCAAUCCGCCGCGGACGCCGAGUCCAACUCCUAGCGGCGUUCCAACGGAGUUGACUCUCAAAGUCCCGAGGCAUCUAACACCGCCGAAUUCAGUGGCCAUGAGUAUUCCGUCGCUGCCGAAUCCAAAGAUUGUGCGCGCUCGGACACCGGAAUCAGAUGGCGUGAGCACUUUGUCACAGCCGAGUUCAGAGACUCUGAGCAAUUUCAGACUGCCUGAUUCAGUGUCCGUGAGCUCUUUGGAACGGACGAGUUCGGGAAACACGAAUAAUUCAUCAUAG
This is a messenger RNA of Trichoderma aggressivum f. europaeum, 927 nucleotides long. RefSeq lists its product as uncharacterized. The record is from RefSeq and is a predicted model, not a curated record. The transcript has a single exon. The coding region runs from base 1 to 927 and encodes 308 amino acids. NCBI's taxonomy places the organism in Eukaryota, Fungi, Ascomycota, Sordariomycetes, Hypocreales, Hypocreaceae.